UUGGUUUAAAAUCCUUCGAAACCUUUUCAACCAAUCCAAUGCAGUUUUCAUUGAAACUUGCCACGUAACAAUCAAAUGCGCGUGGACGUCACUGCGCGCUUCCGGGAACUGGCCCCAGCGCGGCCCCACUCGUCUACAAGACGGCCAAAUGCCUUCUUCAUUGAAGCUACCGAUUUGGUGCGUUGAUAAAUCCGAAAUUCCGGUCGAAUUCGUCCCGCUACGAGAAAAAAUACAAUAUUUUAGGAUACCCCACUGUAUAUUCCGAAGUUUUUCUAACAAAUUAUUACAUUUCUUCUCUUAACAGUUGAGCAGCUUGCAGGAGAUGGAGAAGCUGCUACGCCGCGUGAAGCCCAAAUAUUUGUUGCCCAAGUGCUUUGUCCGGACAAAAGGGUCCCAAAUGAGCGAGGAGGACAAGGACGAGCUGGACGCAGACCUGGUGGAGCUCAUCAAAAGCUGCAGCAGCAGAAUCGACGCACUCAAGGCGACAAUGGAAGCCCAAAAUCUUGUGACCUCUGAAGGGGAAUAUCAGAGAGAAGUGGUAACCUACUUGCUUGAGCGGUUGAAAACUGUCGCUGAUAAUGCGAAGCAGAUGCAGAAGAAGAGAUACCAGCAGCCGUUUCUACUGUCAUCCCGGCUGCUGCCUGAAGACGACCGGCAAGAAUUGGAUGCAUUGGAGCAGAAGAUUGUGCAGAUGAGGAAGGAAGAGGCUAAGAAGAAACAGACCGCUGUUGCCUCUCCAAAGAAUGCCGAAGCUCCGCCGCUCUCACCACCAAAAUCACCCAUAGCAUCACCUCGUGCUGGCUCUUUAUCGCCACUGGCUCCGUCGUCACCAGUGAAGCUAGCAAAGCCAGAAUUCUGCCGGUGCACCGCCUCGAAGGCACGACAAGCACGGCAAACAGUUCAGCAAGCCCCAGUGUUUGCUUCACAAAACGACGACCUUGAGUUCACGGAAGAGGAAGACCGUCGUUUCCGUGUUGAAAACGUGAUGCUGCAUCGUCACUUCCAAGAAAACCUCGAGGAUGCCAAAAAAAUGGAGUCGAAGAUGGCCGAGAUUUCCAACUUAAUGGGUCAAUUCGCGGACAAAAUCAUGGAGCAGCAGACUGAUAUUGAGCUUAUCCAACAACAUGCUCAAGAGACAAAGUCCAACAUCACUCAGAGUAAUCGCAUUCUGGAGCAGACUCAGAAGAUCGGGAAAGGCUACGGCUUCAUGAUCUUCUGUUUCUACGUGGGCUUCUCCGUUCUCCUGCACAUGCUGCACUACUUUAACAGCUAAAAUACACGCGGUAGAGCUCUGAACUGCGGGACACGUGGCUAAUCUAUGUACUCUGCGUGACUUUAGAUCGCAUCGACAGCUUCCUGACUCAGCCCUUCAUAACACGUGAGUCCGUCAGCAUUCAACAGAUCAUCCCGUGCUCCUUUGUCCAUCAAGUAUUUCAUCAGGUCUUGGAAGCCGUACUCGUGGCAGUAGUGGAGCAGCGACUGGCCAUUCAAGUUCUGCGUAUUGAUGUCAGCUCCACGACGCAGACACAGCUUGGCGAUGCGUUUGUUGUUGUUCUGACAGGCCACGGACAGCAGCGUGUUGCCUGUAGCAUCUUUGGCGUCGAUACCGAUAGACCAGUCCGGACUAUUGAGAAGCAGCUCGACUUCGUCGUAUUUCCCGUGUCGACAAAGACUGAAGAUUGUAUCCAGCUGCUCGGAUUCUUUGACGGCUUGAGAGACGGCGUCGCGCUUCUCUACUACCGGUAUGGGUUUGGUACUGACUGGUUGAGCGGUGUCUGUAGCGGUCUGGACGAGUUCUGGACGCUGCAUGAGGUCCUCGAUGAACUGCGUGCUGAAGACUGACCGACCGGCAGUCCACGGGGAAAAUCCGAUCGAUAGCCACUCGUCCAGAGCUCCACGAGGUCGCACGAUGCCGACACUUGUCGGUUGAUUCAUAUUCUUGAUGAUUGGGAGAUAAUUGGCCUGCAUUUGACAAGUUUUGGUACUGGUGACGGCUGCUACGAAGUCUUUGGGAAGACAAGCAACGCGUUGGUGUAGAGCGCCACCGAAGCCUUCGACUGCUGUUUGGCUCUCACUGGAUGCGUCAACAGGCUUGCGGAUCCAAGAUGUGCCCUCUCCUGGCGGUGGAUGGGUCUGAUAGCCCGGUGUCUUCUUGCCAAUAUGAGGAGGUGUUUCACUAUACUCAACGUCAUCCGGAGUUGGAGAGAUAUCCACCGAUGCAGCCACGGAAUAUCCGCUUCUUGAAGACAACCGAGACGUCGCUAUGGAGCUCGUCUCGGACCUCGACGAACCGGGUUCUUCGUCGUCUUCGUCCAAUUCGUCGACAUCAAUGGUGUUCUGGCUUUGGAGUUUUCGAGCGAGUUCGGACCGCGCAGAGCGGACAGCUAGUGCAGGUUUUGAUGGAGAUGCGCUUUGCUGCUGGACACGCAUGCCAAGCCCCAUUCCAAGUCCGAUUCCAAGCUGCAACAUGUCGACACUGGCGCCUUUAGCCGCUCCACCAAGCGCUUGUGUGAUACUGUCGAUCAUCUGCUUUGUACUAGAAUCGAAUGCCAUCGUCGCGUCCUCCGGUUCGGUGGAAGCUCCAGCGAUCUGUACACUUGACUUGGCUGAACUUGCUGAAGACGCUCUACUGGCAGCAAUGCUACUGCGUUGUGGACGUUUCAAGGAGAUUUGUGGUACUUGAAUACGCGUGAGUUCGUUCCCAGUAGAAACCGGUUUUGACCUUUUGGAGGUGAGAUCGACGACAAUAUCGUGCUUCUUGGCACUUGCAGUCACGAGUUUCACGCGACGUUCUUUGUCUUCUGGGGCCUCCAUCUUCUUACUCAUAUACUUGCGAAGAUUUUGCUGCGAAUACCGUGCAUCUCCGCUGUUUGUGACGCCGACUCCAAGUGUAGCCACUUCGCCUUCUCCUGUCGUGAUGACCCCAUCAAUAUCGCCGUCUUUACCUCGAUACUUCUCGACUGGUAGAACGGGACGUGUCCAGAACGUAUCGCCCGUGUUGCGAUCAUACCAGUACGCUACGCCGUCUUCAGUGACAAACUCAUCGUACGGAUUGUUCUGCAUAUACGCCCAGCUACGAUACACAACACUAGAGCAGGCUCCAAGCGCACCUUCCGGGUUCGAGUUCUUCAUAAAGUCACCGGGUUGUUGUCUACCGAGCGUUGUGAACGCUUGAGGCUGAUUCCGACUGGAUUGGCCAAUCCAAAGCAAGUCAAUGAACUCCACUGGAGUAUUCUCUCGAGUUGUGGGCACGCAGAACGGGUACGUUCGAUCCACGCGUGUGGUUACAGUCGCGUUCAUUGACGCUACGUUAGGUGCGAGAACAGCACUCGAAGGAGCGACUUGUACACCGGGAACCACAUCGUUCACUGCGAAGGGAUCAACGAGCCAAAAUGUGCGGAAGCCGUUGGCUUCUUCCUCUCCGGUUUGUUCUGGUCGAUUCAGUGGGAAUCGACGGGCUUCGAGUGCUUCGUCGAGGUGGAUUCGAGCAGCCACGACGAUACACGGAGGUCUUCGGACGUUGAGUGCGUGUUCAAGCGCUCGAUAAACGUACUCAGGUGUGCUGGGUUCGACUACGAGACAAGCGAAGGUUACGCUCUCGUCGUGUGACGGUGCUGGGGCUACUGCUCGUCGGUCGAACACUACAAAGUUACCGAAUUGUGCCGGAACAUACGUGGUUACGAGCAUGUGGAUCAACAGUUCAGCAGACAAGCCACCGAUGUCCAGGUUGCCCGGUGUAGGCUUACGAGCGAAUGUCGCGAAGAGCACUACCAGAGGUCUCACGUGUUUGGUUCGUCUUGCAUCGGUCGAGCCAUGGGGCGGACUACACGCUCCAAUCUGUAGCGCAGCCUUCUGUAGUGCAGCGAUAGCCAUACGCGCUGAUAACCUCUCCAACCAACUGGCACUAUGGCCUGCGUCGAAGUAGACGUUAGGGACGGGUAGUGGUAGGCGUUCCAGGAAGGUCGGCACGGGCAUAGGUACACAGCGUAGAGGCGGCAGUUCGUAGACUCGAGGCUUGUAUAGAGCUAUAGGCUUCGUGUACUCCGUCACGAGGAUCCAGUUACGUAAUUGCGGCUUAGCUGGAUGAAUCGUGAUGACGUCGCGUAGAGGAACCGGGUGAGUACCGGUCCGGUCUUUGGCGGUCACUGGGGCUCUCGGGUGGAAGUCACAGACGCUUUCCGAGUACUUUGAGACCCACCGAGCAUUCUGAAGUGUGUUUUUUAGCUUGAAAAAAGACGACGGCCGGGUGGAAUCCUUGUCGCCUCUGAGUGCUCGUGGUAAGCGAUCAGUUCGAAUCUGUUCGAGAAAUGAUCGGAACCAAGAGCGCGUGUGGAGUUUACGACGCAUUGUCUUGUUCCAAGCAGUGGAGAGCUGGUCUAUCGCUCGGUAGAUUGGAUGUCGACACUCGAUUACAGUGACGUACUGCUUUAACUUCUUGUCAUAACGCAGACACGCACGUUGCUUCAUGAAGAUCUCCUGGAUCUCCUCUGCUCGGUAUUUUCGUCGUAGUUGAUCCAGUUCCCAAUUCGCACACAUGAGAGCACUCUCAGCCGUACGAACCUUUCUAGUCGCAUCGCUAGGAUCUUGAUGCAAGUCGCAGUGACGUCCAUUGCUUGCACUCCAGCAGUUAAAACAAACCUU
Molecule: messenger RNA, 4641 nt
Organism: Phytophthora nicotianae INRA-310
Lineage: Eukaryota; Oomycota; Peronosporomycetes; Peronosporales; Peronosporaceae
Exons: 8
Coding region: 323-1273 (316 amino acids)
Biological process (GO): retrograde vesicle-mediated transport, Golgi to endoplasmic reticulum
Cellular component (GO): SNARE complex; endoplasmic reticulum
Source: RefSeq, a predicted model, not a curated record